AUGCGGGUUCUCACAGUUACCACGGGCACACAGUUACCACGGGCACAGAAGGGGCAUAAUGCAAUUUGGAUAAUUGUGGAUCGUUUGACUAAGUCGGCGCAUUUCUUGCCCGUUAAUAUGAAGUAUUCCUUGGAGAAACUUGCUACACUAUAUUUGUAUGAAAUUGUAAGGUUACAUGGAGUACCGGUGGGUAUAGUCUCUGAUAGAUAUCCUCGAUUUGUAUCUCAAUUCUGGCAAAAAUUGCAAGAAACUUUAGGGACCAAAUUAAGCUUCAGUACGACUUAUCAUCCCCAAAUAGAUGGGCAAUCGGAGAGGACCAUUCAAACCCUUGAAGAUAUGUUAAGGGCAUGUAUUGUGGACUUUGGUGGAAAUUGGAGUCAAUACUUGACUUUGGAUGAGUUUGCAUGGAUGGAGAAUGGGAAUGAAGGACCUGCUGCUAAUGGCCAUGUAGAACCUCUUAGAUCCAUUUACUAUAGCGCACGGGACGGAGGAGCUCGUGUACGCUAUUCACCCUGUACUGGGUUUCCCAGAUGUGUCUGUAGGAAGACAUAUGCUUACCCAAACCACCUUGUAUUUGCUCUUGACGAUGAGCGACGUCAGUUGGUGGACACCAACCGAGAUCUGCUCCAGGAGGUAGAGGAGCUGAGCAUUAUGGUGAAUGCUCAGAGUGUUAGGAUUGCUAAACUUAAGGAGACUUUGGCAGGCGAGGUGACUACGGUUGAGGUCACCCAUGAUGAGUUUCAGAGAGUUAGGGCUCGACUUACUAGGAUAGGUGAGGAGAUUCGUGAUCGGCCUUUCAGGAUCAUGGCCGAUGCUACUAUACUGAUAGACGAGGUGAUGGAAGUUGUACAGAGUCCAGUUCAGGAAGGCGCUGAGGAGGAUCCAGAGGAGAACCCUGAGGAGGAGGUUCCACCUGAUAGCCCCUGA
Messenger RNA from Coffea arabica (coffee), 927 nucleotides. The record is from RefSeq and is a predicted model, not a curated record. NCBI's taxonomy places the organism in Eukaryota, Viridiplantae, Streptophyta, Magnoliopsida, Gentianales, Rubiaceae.